Molecule: messenger RNA, 1256 nt
Organism: Rhineura floridana
Lineage: Eukaryota; Metazoa; Chordata; Lepidosauria; Squamata; Rhineuridae
Gene: OIP5
Product: Opa interacting protein 5
Exons: 5
Coding region: 109-810 (233 amino acids)
Biological process (GO): chromosome segregation; CENP-A containing chromatin assembly
Cellular component (GO): chromatin; nucleus; chromosome, centromeric region
Source: RefSeq, a predicted model, not a curated record
GAGUGAUGUCCAAUCAAAAGGGAGAGAUUCGAGAGCGUGAAUUAGGAACUGCUCCAAUAGGCGUCACAGGAGGUGGGAACUAAGAUUGAAUGGUUGGCGGAAAGCAAGAUGGCAGUACGGAGGCAGCUGCGGCUACUUUUCCAGGAGCCCCAGCUGGGCAACGCAAUCAUGGUGGAGCGGACGGGACCUGGGACAAAGAACUGUCACCAUAAACAGCAAACCGCAAAGACUCUGGAGAAUCCCGGAGAGCGGCUCCCGGGCGCUAGGGGGCUCAGGCUGGAGGACUGCAUGCUCUAUCAGUGCCGGAGUUGCCGUGCAGUGCUAGGAGACUCACUUCAUCUUUGCGCCCAGGAGGAGAAGCUCCGCCUUCUCGUUUGCUUCAAAGUCACUAAUGAUGUUGUUGUGGAAGAUAAACUGAUGGUCUGUAUUGAGGGAGACCUCAUUGGAUGUACCUACAACUUGUUGUACUGUCGGUCUUGUGAGGCUGGCAUAGGCUUCAGACUCUACUGUUCAAAACCACUGGCUUACCUGCGAGGCUUCUUCUGCCUUUUGAAGGAGGGUAUUGUAUGUUACUUGUUAAAAACUAAAACCACAGUUGAAGCCUCAAAGAUGACCUGUCCUCCAGUGAGCCUAAAGGAACAUGUACAAAAACUAAAGGAGAGCCUUGUCCUAGUGCACAUGCGUAUAGAACAGAUGAUUAAGAAACUAGAAGAAAUAAACCAGAAGAAGAUUGUGGCUGAGAAGCAGGGCUACAAAGCAAGACUACAUGGCCAAGCAUCUGGGAGUUCAAGGAGGAAGCUGAACAAUUAGCAGGUAGAGGUUCUGCAGAUGCAUAUUUGGAUCUGACUAUGAUGAACAUGAGUUUGUAAUUAUCUUCAUAUAGCCACUGCAUUGGUUGUUAUUUGCAGCAGAAGUGUGUCUUGGACUGACAAAUGGCUGCACAAAACUGUUUCCUUCACAGAAGACUCAAGUGCAUUCGCUGCAUAAGAACUGCUAUUAUAGUAUGCUUUUACAUGUGCAAAAUGAUUGUCAGGAUCUCACAGAAACACUUAUGUCAAUGUUAUAAUAUUGUCUUAAGUAUGAAUACAUUUGCAAGCUGCAUGUGAAGGAAAUGUAAAACAUACAGUCCUGAGGUCAGUUUCUCAGCAUUUAAAAAAAAAUAUUUAGCUUGAGACAGCUCUGUUAACCCAGGAACCUUUUGUAAGGUCAGUUUAAAAAGCUAUUAAAACCUCAUUAAAAUGAAACAUUAAGUGAAA